Molecule: messenger RNA, 7986 nt
Organism: Spirometra erinaceieuropaei
Lineage: Eukaryota; Metazoa; Platyhelminthes; Cestoda; Diphyllobothriidea; Diphyllobothriidae
Source: the annotation of a GenBank genome assembly
AUGGUGAAAAUUUGUCCAUCGGCUGAAGAGAAUCCGCAAAACUGCGAACAGGCUUCGAAGUCAAGGGAGGUUUUUACACAUCCGCAAGGUAACGAACUAAACUAUAAAUGUAUAAAACUAGCGUAUUGUAAAAGUCAUUACAAACAUAGUUUGUUAGCGUGCACGCCCCGGGAUGUAUGACACCACAUGAAUGUCUGUGUAAUUAUGUUUAUACUCAUGUCUAUAUACAUGCAAAAGGGAAAAAAUAAAGUCAACUUACCACUUUAGCAUUUUUCGCGAAACAAUAAUUUCGCUUUUAAAAGCGUAACUUUGCCUGACGAGUAAACACAUGUUGACUUCUGAAUUCUAAACUUCAUUGAUCUGGUUUAAUUUCGAUUACAAUUUUAGCUGCAGAAACAUUUACAGCUGAAGCAACUGACGGCGACCACAUUAAAUUUAAUUGGAGGUUGCCGCCACAAACACUAAGAAACUUGCAAGUCUACGCGUCAGCAAGUACACAAGGCCAAACUCGAAUUUCAGAUGUUCCGGCUCAGGAGGGUGCUAGCAUGAAAAUUGUUGACGGUCUGCAACCUCUAACAGAAUAUAAUGCGACCAUGUAUGUACGUAAUACUUACUGGAACAUCGGAACCAGUUCAAAGCAAGUAAUACGUGUCCUGACAGCUCCAGAUCGUAAGUAAAUUCUUAUGCAUUUUACCUUUCUGCAUGCCCGAAAUUACUGCCAUGAGCUUUCCGCGUUUUGGUCUACGCAAAACAUGACCGAAAAAAUAGGUUUACACACACAUAUAUUAGGAUAUCAUUGUAUGGUUUCCGCAUAUGCAACAGCUUAUAUAGGAUAGAUAUAAAGAAAGACAAUCAAAAUAUUUUUGAUUUGUUUCUGUGCCAGAAAUUUGCUAAUGUAAAUAAACGGCCCUGAUGUAUGGAGGGAAAAAGUUAUUUCUUAGCCUCGUUGCUUUUCAACUCCAAGCUUCUGAAUCAGGUUAUUAUUUUUGACAGCACCAACAGUAAAAAUAAUUGAAGUAGGCCAAACGCAGAUGACAGUUUCAAUAGUACCUGCGGCCGGUAGUGAAAACUUCCAGCUGACGUACGUGGUCAAGGCAGCCAGUGAACAUGCUCCGGAGAAGGAAUGUACCACCAGCGACCAAACAGACCAACGCCAAUGCAUUCUUUCGGAGUUGGAGAUUGCAACAGAGUAUUCCGUGACAGCUAAAGCCUGCAAUGGCGAACAAUGUAGCCUUGAGUCUCAACCGAUUAUUCAAGAAUUGGAAAGUACAGGUGGGUAAAUGAAAAAAAGAGCUUAUUUAACCAAACUCUUUAUUGGUUUUAUGGCCCGUGAGGUCUUGACAAAAUAAGAUUUCAAAAAUAUAUGCACUAGAUGUAAACAAACAUUUGCGGUCAAAAAUGCCUUUUACCUGGAAAAAUAUAAUAGGCAAAGAAAUCGCUGGCACACACACUUCCACAUGACAACACAGUUUCAGUUUCCAUCAUGAUAAUACGGUAGAAGAAAGUGACAUUUCAUGGUUUAACGUCCAUCAUGAAAAGCAAAUUAGGACAUAAACAUAACACGACAGAAUAUAAAGCAGCGAAGAGGGGCUUUAGGACAUUGAGCCUAUCAACUAAACGAAAUAGUUACCAAUUUUAAUUUUAACACUUUGUAAAACUGAUGUGCCAAACGGCAAAAGCGAAAGCAAGACGACAUAAGCAAUGCCUAUAUAUUAAAAACAACAAAUGUUUCUCCUAAAACAAACUGAAAUACAUAUAGAUAUAUAUAAAUACAUCCGAGAUAGUAGGAUAAUACGAGCUGCAAUGUCAAAAAUUAAUUAAAUAUGCGCCUGGAUAAAAGCAUAAGUUAAUCUGUUUUAAACGUUCGCAUAUUGACCUCCGAUUAACUAGACACAUGAGGAAGAAACGCCGGACUGACUUUGCUAACGGCAGAAAAAAAAUGUGCAGAUUAACGAAAAGUAAAAAAAUUGAGUAUAUUAUUGUACUAAUGUGAAUCAUUUAAAAAGUCUACAUGCGCUAUGGAAGUCAGCACGAUAAGAAAAAUAGAUGAGGGAUAGUUGUCCAAAUGAAGUUCGAAAAAGGGAUAAAUGUUUUAAGGAAUACUUUAAGAAUAUUAACAAAUAACAGCGUAGAAAACGAGAAAUAAAAAAACAUCAUAUCCUUAGGGCAUAUAAAAAGCAAAACGAUUCCUGCAUCACAGAGCGAUAUGUACAAUUAAGAUAAGGGAACAUACACUGUUUAAACAAUUGGUAGCAUUAGACAAUUGGUAAUAUUAUUCAGAUAUGAAAGAGAACAAAGUAAUUAUUCGUAAUCAGGCCGAAACAAAUGCAAUUUUUUCCCUACGUGACAGCUUCUCCUUCGACAAACGAAACAAAAAACGAGGACUUAAUAACCGCAGCACCAUGUGGUAAAAGAAAAAUGUUAUUAUUCUCGCAUAUCUGAAUACUGCAAUUCUGCGUGGAAGACUGCCUAUGUAGUGCGUAGCAGUUGGGCGUUCUUUGCUCGUCUGGUUUGAGUCCUCAGAAAAGAUCAUAUAGUGGAUAAUGCGCGUAUAGAUUAAGAAGAGCAUUUGCGGCUCAAAUUGUUUAGGUAAAUGUUGUGUUAUCCAGACUAAUGCUCUGUAUGACGUAUCGUCCAAUGUAUGUGCAUUGAAUGGCUAUUAGCAUUUAUGCUGAGACUAAUGCUAAUAUUUGCUUUUUUUCCGUAUAUUUCUGCACCACUUUAGCAUCUGAUUUUUGUGUUAGCUGUUCAUAUAUCGAAUUUGCUUAUGCGUAUAUUAAAACAUUUUUCGUGAUAUUUUUGUGCGCAUAUUUUAGUACUGAGUUUUUUGCAUUUUGCUUUUUGACUGGGCUUUCUUAUCUCAAUUUUUUAUUAAUCGCGCUCUAAAUAUUUUCCAGUGCUUUCUGCUCCAUGUCCUCCCCCCCGUCGUGCCUCGCAGUAUUAAUUAUUUGACGUUCUUUUUCGAGUUUUAUAUUUACUAUGAUAAGUGUUUUUAGAUGCUGCCAACUGGCGUGAUGGCGCAGUCCUUUUGAGACAGGAGUCAGAGAGAAACCAUUUUUUUAAUGUAGCCUCGAUAUGUAGCCCGAUCGGGUGUGAUCCGAGCCCAACUUUCUUGUUUUGUGAAAAUAUAUUCAAACGUUCUUCUGCUGGAAAUGCGUGUGACAGGUAUAAACUGCACGGCCACUGCACGCUAUUCUCUAAUCGUUCUUCUUGAUCUUGACUUGGCAUCGUUUCCAGGUUGAGGGCAAAGGUGCCUGUACUGUUAAUACGGCGUCAAAAUUAUAAACAAUUAAACACGCAUUUCACCGUCUCAUCGUCCAUCAGGCUGUACGAAGUAUAUCGGACAAAACUAAUUGCCCAGCAUAAACAUUGGUCUGUGUGUUUUCCUUGGUGAGUGACACCUGCGUCCUUCCCACCGUCGCCUUGUUCGGUUAUGUCUCAACAGCUGGCAUGGAUGGGAAAUAGGAGGAGAGAGUGCGGCGGAUGCUUUGCAAGUCUACCACAACUAUGUACCACCCCACGCACAAGCCAAUCUGCCUGCCCCCUGCUCGAUGUUGAGUUCAUAGUGGUCAUGGCAAAGCACGUUGAUUUAAAUGUCGUGUGUUUGCUUGUGUGUUAACUGAAAAAGAUCAAUGAGGUGGCACUCCCAGAGCACGAAUAACCGUGUAUUCAGUAACUUAUGAAAUGGCAUGAAGAUUUCCGAAAGAAUUGCUUAUUGCAAAAGAUAAUGCCGGCCGACCAAAUGUAUGUUUUUUUUUAAAACUCCCACCCCAGAGAAUUGCCCAGAUACUUUAGCUGCAUUGUGACGGGUGUAAAAUUGCUGAGAAGUAAUUUUUGGCUGUCGUUUAAGGCUUGCGUCUGCAGGGAUAACACACCAUCCACGCAUUUCACUCAAAAUUCUAGGUGCUCACAAGACGCCCGCAUUGUGCAACGUUGGAAAUGUGCUUAAACGCCGUACAGCUGAAUAGUAGUUAUCAUAUCAACGUUGCUCUUGUGUACGCGGUUGUAAAAUGCGAGUUCUUUUAAGAUAUGUUCUAAGAAUCACCGUGUAAUAUAACCUCGUCGUAGAGAAGGUGCUGCCACGAACGUGGAUUACUGAAUUAACAAUCGAACCCGUUAUGCUGACUUUGAAAGCGCGGAUCAUCUGCGGAUGCAGGUAAGAAAGACGAUAUCUCGAUUGGAAAGCAGCUUUUACAAGGAUGAUUGCUGCGGCAGAUUCUCCGUCAGCGUAAUUCUCGGAUAUGUGUAAAAGUGACCAUUUAAGAACAGUAUAAUCCCCUUUUACAGGGCAGUGGGGCUAAGUAGUGCACAGAGAGAGCAUUAAGGAGAUGAGCAUUUCAUGUGACAUUCACCUGCUUACUAGAGAAGCUCCUUCUAUUUCUGUUGUCAUCAGUUACGGUAGCGAUUUGAUUAUAAAGGUCUUAGCUAAAGAAAUGAUCUCCUUUUUUUAACAUACAUAUUGAUCGUAAAUGAUCGAUAAAUUUUCUUCUACGAAAUGAAACGCUCGGAAUAGGUAAUCUCAGUAAUUUUUGUGAAGACUACACGUGUAGCUGACGUGACAAACUGUGUUGAACGCGUCGUCUAAUCGAGGUUGUGUGGGUUUAAAGAGGAGUAUACAAGCCAAAGCCUUUUCUGUUGCAUUUAUAGUAUACAGCUAAAGAGUCAAAACAGAAUGCUUUAGAAUUCGCGUUCCGAUUAUACAUGAUUGUCAUGAUGUUUCGGCGAACAUGGAGCAUUGAUUGUUACUGUGAAAAGGUGUCCACGUCAAUUUAAUUGUCUGUCGUGUUCCCACAGCUUCGACCUCGAAAGACGAAACGACGACGCCGUCAGAAACUACCCCAGUGCCUACUCCAUGUAAGCUAUAAAUUAUCACGGUUUCUCGCAUUUUCCAUUAGCUCAGCAUUACGCUUGCAGCAUUCUGCAGCCGUAGAACCCAGCAGGUUCAGUGAUUAGGCUGAAAGUAAUAUAUCAUCGGUGUUUUUAUUAGACAUUUGUAGAUCAGUUUACUUGCAAUUGUUGGAAAUUUUACGCACGUUUAUUAUGGAAGUGUUUCGCUCAAAUCAAAACUUCUUCCUACGUCUGAUAAUUGAUGCACAUGGUUGUCUACAUUCAUAAAACGUUACUCCAAUAUCCACAGGCACGUCUACGCCAGUAGUAAAACCUACGGGAGAAGUCACUCCAUCCCCAACUGAAAGUAUGUUUUUAAUGUUACAACUUUUAAAAUGCUUUAACUCUUCAACCUAUUGAAGGGCUUUGAAUGACAACUUCUGCAUGUUGCCUGACUAUGUCUGACGCAUUUAAAUCGUGUUCCAUCAGUGUUAUCAAUUUGGGCAUUCUCGUGCAUGUUUUUCUAAUUGAUCCUUUGCCGCUUCUUGUGAUCUACACUUGACUGUAUGAUGUUCCGUAACGUUUAUGAAUCAAAACAGCAGCUGAUUGGAAAUGGGAGAAUUAAAAUGGCGUUUCUUAGGCAAAUACGACAUGUAGCAUAUUAAAUAUCCACGGAGGUUCUUGAAUGGUUUGUUUUUUUGGAAGUAUAACUGCGGCUGUUCACACGUAUCGUUAAUGUUAAAAGUGACGACUCCUUAUAUAGCACUUCACAGCCAUGGUAGCUAGGUACGCACGCCUUGACUGUACUAGACAGCGAGUAAAUUGCUUUAAUGCACGACUGUUUUGAAUGUUUGCGGCCAUUUAAUAUUCGUAGAUCGUAUAAUACCGCAAUGUUUUUCUCCCAACACAAGUGUCUUUCCCGUGAAUUUUAUUCAUCACUAUUAAUUUAUGAUAAUGGUGCGCUUUAACGAAAUCUUUCGCACUGACCUCCUCUUCCAACCUUGUGAAGGGUGGUGAGACAGAAGCAGGAUAAUUGGUGACCGGCGCAGACUAAGUCAACAUAAUCGUGGCACAUACGGCCAGGUCUCCACAGACCUGUGUCUUGAUUACACAACUGAAGACCGCUCUCCGAUCCUACCUGAGUGGUUAUGUCAUAGAGGCCAAAGCGGAAGAAUCUAUGCGGUCUGACUCUCAGUACUGAAACCGAUCACCGGCACACACUUUCACACUUCUGACCACGAGUACUGACUUAAUUGUUUAGUUGGCAGGCUUUAAAGCUGAUAAUUUGAGCGCAUCUGCACGGUUUGUAUGUGAGCUAGUUUCUUAUAGUUGGAAGUGCACCGAAUUUCCGCGGAAUGCCUUCUCGGACAUGUGGACCUACGUUCUGCCCUCUCUCAAGUGCGGCAGGUCUCUGUCCACACCGGUUAUGCAUGUAGUCCUUGUGUUUGUCGUAUGUGAGUGGUGCGGCGUGAAGCCGUUAGACUCAUAUUGCGGGUACUUAGCUUGUUUUCGUUAACGUAUGUUUCGCUCUAGUUUAGUCGACUUUGUUUAGGAGUUCUAGCGGGGGUUUCUGUGUUGCAAAGGCGUCUGCAUUGAAGUCGCUUAAUCAUUGUAAUGAAAUAUAAAAGGGUGGCUUGCAAAUAAUACAUCUUUGAUGGAGCGGCGCUCAAUGAUCGACUGUCGGUAAAAGAUCUUUCCUAUUUCCAUUGGAGAAUGACACAUAUUUGCUGACAAGUGCUAUGCGCCCUAUGUUCUCAAUUCUUUCAUUAUUGUCGCUGAAUAAUUAUGUCCUGUCUAUUAUCCUGCCAUGAUUUGAACAUUGAUUACUGCUGUGUUUGUUUGCCCACACCAAUCAAAUUUUUGUCAUAAUUCUAUAGCUUCAUCCUCGACAGUCGAGUCUUCGGCAUCGGAAGCAACCACAUCCUCUAGUACUUGUAAGCUUAUAAUUACCACCUCUUCUAAAUUUUCUCACAGUUUCUGCAAUUUAUCUCACACAUUACUAUUCCUUCAGCAUUCUGACGGUGCGAGACCUAACAGUUUUAAAGAUUCGGCUGAAAAUGAAAGAUCAUUUGAGUUCCAUUUAUGUAUCACCAGUCUAAAUACGAUUACAGAGGAUGUCAGUAUCCGUUGUGAACAAGGAAAAAUAUGUCUUGUCCACGCUCCCCCGGUCAUCUUGACACUGCCUUAACACUGUACACAAUCGGGCGGGGAAAAGUGAGUGCGAUAUAUGUAGUGCAAUACGAAUUCACUAUUUGCCAUUACACGUAAGCCACCAUCUCUGCUCACUGCUGCAGAGCGCAGAGUAGGCAUUGUCUCGAUCAUAGCAUUCGAACUGACAUGCUCAUGUAUGCUAGUAUGUGGCUCUACUAUGUCAAGACACCUUCGCCGUAGUCGCUAAAUUAGAUUAUUUUGAUUUUAACAUGAACUUGCAUGUAACAGAUCCCCCCUGUUUCGAAAAGACACGUUACUUCAUAUGUUUACGCUCCUGCGCACUCCGCACAUGUGCGCUGCCAAGAUUUUAUAAAAAGGCAACCAAGAUAUCGCCGGUUUGAAAUGCUUUAAUCACGGUUUGGCUGCCUUUUCUGCGUUACGUAUUCUAGACUUUCUCAUCAGGUUUUCCUGAGAUUUCAACUUCAACCGUCAAUCUCGUCCUUAAUUUUCUGGUGGAACAUUUACUCAUAAUUAUCAUCAGCUUUUAAUGAGCUUUUUCUACACUAGUUCUCAAAUACAUAAUUAGCGGCCGACUGUGGAAAAUAUUUUUUCGAAAUUUCUGGGUACUUUGUUGUAAUUUUACCGGCCUUGUGGGUAAAAUGAAUCCGCAAAAUGUCCAAUGAAAACCGUUGUCCUUGUAAGCACGAUAUGAACUAUAUUUCGCUCCGUUUUCUGUGUGCGUUUUCGAACUAUCAAAUUUUUACUCCUGGUUGAAGUGCCUUCGGCGUAACAAAUAUUUGCUUUGUGAUGGUUAAAUAUGACAAACUAUAAAAUAUGGUAAACAAAACUCAUAACGCCUGUAAAACAACUUUAUUUGGUUACGAACUUUGGCAGUAAACCUGGCAUCAAAUUUAUUGAAUUUUUUGAAAUUUUGCAGGUUGGAAAUUCGCACAUGCUGGCGUCAUUGUCAACUUACUAUUAGCGCGAACUUUGAUAACGCCUUAUUGA